Messenger RNA from Racocetra persica, 430 nucleotides. The record is from the annotation of a GenBank genome assembly. Lineage: Eukaryota; Fungi; Glomeromycota; Glomeromycetes; Diversisporales; Gigasporaceae.
AAUCUAAUACUACUUAUCCACUUACUACUGUGUAUCCAGAUAUUAUAUUGGUUACUAAUCCCAAUUCAUCACCAAAUAGAAUCGCAAUAUAUUCUUCAUAUAAAUCAAACCCAAGUAGAAAUUAUCCUCUAUAUAUUUCUCAAGUUCCAUUAGAAAUAGAACUAUUACUCUUAGAAAAAUGCAGAUACUUGUUGCCUGUCUUCUUAUAUUGUUCACUUGGUCAUACUCUGGAGCAAACCUCUUCACAGAAUAAAGACCAUACUUUUCUGGAACCUUCUACCACCGUUUCAACUCUGCCUUGGCUUGAUAACUCCUUAAUAAAUGCAGUCAACUGGCUCAAAGAAAAUAACCCUAUUUAUAUGAAUACACUAAUUUGCUUCAAAUCAAUUCAUCUACCCAACCAUCUUUACCACAGCAACUCAUUUAUCUG